Messenger RNA from Rhizophagus irregularis DAOM 181602=DAOM 197198, 1971 nucleotides. The record is from RefSeq and is a predicted model, not a curated record. Lineage: Eukaryota; Fungi; Glomeromycota; Glomeromycetes; Glomerales; Glomeraceae.
AUGCUUUCUGCAAUUAAAGCCCUGAAUGAAGAGGAUAUAACCUUAUAUAAUCAUGAAGUUAAAAACAUAAAUGAAGAUCAUAGAAUAAAAGGAGGAAGAUUAGAUAUAUUAGAAAUUUUGGAUAAAAAAUUCAUAAGAAGCAGCGCCACCUCAAGAAGAAACAAAGACGUAAUGUUCUUAGAAGACCUACUCGAAGCAGAUGGUAUUAACAUGUUAAAAUGGAAACAUUUGUGUAAGGAGAAAGGAUUAAACACGAAAGAGAAGACUCCAAAAUGGUUCAUAGAUAUAGAAGGAAAAAUUUUAGAAGACGAAAAUAGAAUAAUUAGGAAAAUUAAAAAAGAAUAUAUAGGACAAGUUGUAAAAAGUAAUAUUCAUAUUAAUCUUUUCAAUGAGAACAAGAAAAAAAUUAAAAAUAAGAUUAUUACAUGGAAUGAAGAAGGAGAUUUUCCUAUUUUUUGUGAGGAUAAGAAAAAAUCUCAAAGUAAAAAACAUAAGAAGAUAGGUUUGCACUUAGAACUUAUUAAUGACAAAAUAGAUAUAAAUAAUUCACCUUUUCUACGAAAAUGCGAAGGGUGCUUUAGAAAUAUCAGAAAAAAGAAUAGAGAAAACAAAGAAUGUCUUAUAUAUAUAGAAGAAGAAGCUAGCAGAUUAAUAGAAAAAAGAAAAGAAAAUAAUUAUAUAAAACUGUAUGAAAUCUUAAACAAUAUAAUCAAUAAAAACAAUUGCGUCAAAAAAGUUAUAGAAAUAGAAAAUAGAGAUGAAAAUUACAGCGAAAAAAUAGAAAAAAUAGAUAAUAUAAUUCAAUCAGAAAAGGAAUUUAUUAACAUUAUAUCUAUGAAAAAGAUGAAAAAGAAAUUAAUGAAAAAUCUAAAGAAGAAUAGGAUAUUAGAAGAAAAUUCAGAAACAUUCUUAUUAGCGAAACAUGAGGGUAAUAGCGAUAAUGAAUACAAAAUAAUUCUAAGAAGUUUAGUAAUGGGUCUUUUAAUAAUAGAAAAUAAUAAAGACAACAAAAUAAAAAUUGCGAAGAUAAAUGAUUAUGAUCACAGAAUAACAAAGAGUUUGGGAGUCAAAGCAAGAGAAAUUCUAAAAGAAGAAAAUAAUACGUUAGAAUAUAACUUUGAGAUAAAUAACGAGGCCCUCUUAAUCAAUGAAUUUAAUUUAUAUUGGAAUCAAAGAUUGAUUACUGGAGGAUACAGAAGUUGGAGGAAAAAAGUUACAAACGCAAUAUGGAAGAACGAGAUGCUAAACAGUAAUAGAUUAGACGAUUUAUUCAUGUAUAAUUUCAAGAAAGAAUUCAACUGGAAAACUACCUUGGAAUUUAUAAGUAACAGAAUAGAAUUCUCUAAAAGGCAGUGUGGAGAUAAAGAUACACAUGAAAGAUCAUAUAGGAUUAAGAACCUUUUAAAAGAACAACUAACUUACAAAUUGAUUAAUUUAUUCGAGCAACAAUUAAAAAAUCUGAAUCAAGAAGAAAAUAUAAAGAUCAUAAGGAAUUUUAACAUCGAAUUUUUAAAUAUCUUAGAAAGUCCUUCAGUUAUCUUAAGAGGCAAAAGCAGAAUUUGGAAAUUGAUUAGAGGUAUAUAUAAUAAUCAAUUCAACAAUCUAUUCAAGAAAAAAGAAGAAACAAAUUUAAUAAAACGUUUAUGGAGAUUUACAUACAACGAAAUCAAAAAUCAAAUAUGGAUUCCGAGAUGCGAUGAAAUUAAAAGACUAGAAGAAAAAGAGAAUAUUAAAAAGACUGAUUUAAGAAAAAGGAAAAUCGAUCAAAAAGAUAAUUUGGAUAAGAACAAGGGAAAAAGAAAAUUGAAAAAAACAAAAACAGAAGAUAAUAUAGAAAAAACAAAUAAAAAUAAAUUAGAAAAAAAUAUUAAAUUAGCAACGCUUACGAAGCUUAAAGGUAAAAUAGUAGACAGGAUCAAUAUAGAUAAUAUAUGGGAUAUGACAGUUAAAAUAGCAAAUUAUAUAGACUAA